Cyphellophora attinorum is the source of this 612-nucleotide messenger RNA. RefSeq lists its product as uncharacterized. Lineage: Eukaryota; Fungi; Ascomycota; Eurotiomycetes; Chaetothyriales; Cyphellophoraceae. The record is from RefSeq and is a predicted model, not a curated record. The coding region runs from base 1 to 612 and encodes 203 amino acids. The transcript has a single exon.
AUGGAUCAGAAGUCGUUCCUCGUCAUCGCGGGUCUGGCCUUGUCCACAGUGGCUGUACCGGUCCUCCACGUCGACCGGAAGCGCUCAGACGACCAGCCAUCUUGGGAGAACAUCGCCUCAGCCACGGGCACGUACUGGACAGACGCACCAGUGCCAACGUCCAGCUUCGUGUGGAAAAAUUUGCCAUCGACCUCCGGAGUCGCUUACUGGUCCGAUGCACCUGUGCCAACGUCACUCCAGUCAUGGGAAAAUAUACCAUCUACGAACGGGCCGUAUUGGUCAGAGGCACCCGUGCCGACUCCAGGUCAACCGUGGGAGAACAUCCCAUCCACCACUGGGCCGUACUGGUCAGACCUGCCUGUGCCGACGCCAUUCCAGCCAUGGGAGAACAUUCCGUCUACCACAGGGCCCUACUGGUCAGAUGAGCCAAUUCCGACAGCAUGGGUGCCUUGGGACACUAGUUCCACUUCCACAUCUGGCGGUUCCUACUGGUCGGACGUGCAGCCACCGGUCCCGACACCACACAAUCCAGGCUGGGAAGCGGUUCCUUCAUGGACCAACGAGCCCAGCGCUUCGGCAUACUGGUCGGAUGCACCGAAAGCGCCUAUCUGA